Molecule: messenger RNA, 1374 nt
Organism: Manis javanica (Malayan pangolin)
Lineage: Eukaryota; Metazoa; Chordata; Mammalia; Pholidota; Manidae
Source: RefSeq, a predicted model, not a curated record
AACUGACCCCCUGUGGCCGGGCUGCUUGGCAAGGCAGCAGCUCUCCGUGGUUGUCAGCAGCGCAGCCCCGCCCACUGGCCUGUCCGUCCAUCCUCCCAGGGUAGGAAUGAUGAGAGGCCUCGGGAGCAUCUUCUGCCCAGGGUCACCAGACCAGGACUCGCGCUGCCGGCAGUAGCCAGGGCUGUGAAGAAGCCUCCGAAUGGCAUUGCCAUCAGCCGCUCUCCUUCCUGUUACUCAUUUGUUUGACUUUUAACACAGUUACUUUAUUUUUAGAGUAAUAAUUUAGAGUGAAUUGGCCUUCUACCUUAAAAAUACUACCUUUUCCAUGUAAUUAUUGUGUAGAGGUAGUUCCAUAAAGCCUGCCUAAUGUGGCCUUCACCUGAACAUGCUCCCAAGUGGAAUGGGAUCUAACUAGCCUUUUUUUCUUUCUUUUUUACUGUUUCUCCCAAGCCUGUGUUGAGAAAAAUGAACUCCUGGAAAGACUAGCUGCCACAUGGCAUCUGCUUGCUCUCGCUUGAAUUGGAGUGAUAAGGGGAGAACACAUGGGGGCCUCCCCUCAACACUGCCCCCUCUCUCUCUCUCCCCACCCAGGUCACGCAAUAUUUAAACUCACGUAUCUAAGCAAUCACGACUAUAAACACCUCUACUUUGAAUCCGACGCUGCUACCAUCAAUGAGAUCGUGCUCAAGCCCUCCCUAGGCACCUUCUGUGUGCCGGGCUGGUGCCUGGGAUCCUGCAGUGACAGACCCAAUCUCUGCCCUCAGCUUUUCCUCUGUCAGAGGAGGCAGACAUCAAACACUGAAAUUACGAAGAGUGUUAAGACAGUCACAAAGGUGCUGUGUAGGUCAACUACAUCCUGGAGGCGCGAGCAAGCACUGCCCGGGCUGACUAUUUUGCUCAAAAACAAAGAAAACUGAACAGGCGUACAAGCUUCAGCUUCCAGAAGGAGAAGAAAUCAGGGCAGCAAUGACACUGGCCUCCAGCCUCAACCUGUUGCCGUAACUCAGAGCCUGCCUGCCAGGCCAGGGGGCCCUGGAGCCCUCCCGGGUCUUGCAGUCCUCAGGGGGAGGCAGUCCCUGGCUCACGGGCACUGGGCUGGUGUGCUCUCAGGGGGAGGGGCCCCCUCAGAACAGAGUGGGGGACAUUUCCAUGGGACUGAAGCCUGAGAGGCAGUGGCUUUGAUUAGCAGUGCACAGGGGCCAGGGGACACCAAGGAGCCACGUGCUACCCAGCCAUCAUCACUGCCUGACGGCCCUCCUGAGGAUGUACAUAGCCACGCCCAGACAUUUCCUUGCAACUUGAUCAAAUUUCUUAAACAAAGAACAAAAAUGUACAUUUCUUUUUAUCCUUUGAAUAAAACAGGUGUACUCUUUA